CUAGGCAACACGAGUAGUGGGCCAGGACAUGUUUGCCCAGAUUCAGAGUGCAGAGCUCGGUCUGCAGAGAAGAAGCAAAAAAACUCAAAGAAACUGGAUCUAAUGACACAUAUUCUUAUAUGUUCAUAUAUAUUCACAGAUACUGGUUUAAAUUAAUCUGCCAGCAUGACCACCGUUUCUACAGUGCAGUAUGGCCGGAGGCAGGGGUCGAGCAGGAAAGUUCACUCAGCAGAAGUGCAAACUGGGCCUAGACAACCGAUAGAUCUUCUGCAAGUGACAGUCCUACCCAGAUCAGAAUGGCUGCGUCUCCAGGACAGUCUGAAUCAAGUGAACAAACACAAGGACAGUCUGAUAGAAGCAGCAAAGCAGAGGGAGGCCAUGCACUUGCGCUCCAAAGAGGUGGUGAAAAACUGGACCAACACUAUUGCUGGGCAACGUCAAAAAAAGUUGGAGGCAAAGAAAAUCAGAGAAGAGAUCGAAGAGGAGGAGAGGAAACGCAUUGACAUAGAAGAAGCAAAGUAUCAAGAGCAGAAAAGAAAAGAGGCCAUAGAGAGGGCAAAGACUCAGCAGUAUUAUCAGACAGACAGAGUGAAAGGAUUUCAUAGUGCCCUGUUGCUGACUGAGGUUUUGAAGGAGAGGGAGGCACAGAUUGAGCUGAGACGACGAGAGCAGAAUGCCUCUAAAGAUGUGGAUAAAGAGGUCUUGGCAAUGAUUGCACGCAGAGAGGAGGAAGCUUCACAGAUAGAGGAACAAAAAGCCCUGAAGAAGAAGCAAGAGUGUCUGGCAGUGGCAGAGAGUUUAAAGCAGCAGAUUAAGGAGCAUGAUCACACAAAGGCAUGGGAGAAAAUGGAAGAGAGGAAGGAGGCAGAAGAAAUCCAGCGGCUCAGACAGCUUUUUUUAUGGGAGCAAUCUAUGCAUGAGCAGAACAAGCAAGAAGAGAAGAGAAACAUUAUGAGAGCUCAUCAAAAACACCUGGCUGAUAGGGAUAUCAUCCAAGCACAAGAAGCUCAGAAGCAAGACCAGGAAGAGGAAAAUCGAAGGCUUUUUGCUGAAGCUAAAGAGAAGAUGAUGAAACUCAGAAAAGAGAAAGAAGAAAUGCUGUUUAGAGGGAUGCAGAGACACAGGGAGGCCAUUAUUGAGAGGCUGGCAGCACAGCGUCAAGAACAGACCAGCAAUGAGGAAGAGCUAAUCUCUAAAGCAGUGGCACAAGCUGAGGCCAAGCGGAUUCGGCAGCAGCGUGAGAUGGAUGGGAAGAAAGCAGCUAUGGUGAAGUCCAUUGCUGCACACAGAGAAGCUACGCUACAAGAGAAGGAGCGCAUAGAUCAUGAGGAGAAACAAAAAGCUGCUGAGUCACUUGCUGCAAAAAAGGAAGCUGACAGCAUUUUUCUUGAAAAGCAACAGCUUAAAGAGCAGAAAAUGAAAGAAUAUGCCAAAACACUACAAGAUACCUACGUUCAUCAGAUGGUUGAGAAGCGAGAACUGGGCAAACGCAUUAAAAAAGAAGAUCAGAAGUUUGAAGCCAGCAAUGUAAAACUUAUAGUAGAGGAGGAGAUGCAGUUUCAGCAGUAUGCCAAGCAUGUGAUCCAGACAGCCAAGGCGGCCCAGAGAAACACCUACCCGCUUCACAAGGCUGCCAAAGAGGGCAUCGGUGGAGGACUGGGUCCUGUAUUUGGUGGUGUUAGGCCAAGUUAUCUUGUUCAUGAUGAGUCUGGUGCUCAGAUGCCCAAUUAUGUUAGCGGUACUACUCAAGAUAUAAAGGAGCUUAAUGAGACCAUUGACAUUCAGCAGUCCAAGAAACGUUUGGGAUUUACUUGGUGAUGAUUCUGAGCAAUAUGAUGUUAAAUGUUAUCUGAAGCCAUUGUCCAAAUAAUAAACGAGAAAUUAGCUUUAAAGUUAA
This is a messenger RNA of Astyanax mexicanus (Mexican tetra), 1897 nucleotides long. It is a transcript of the gene cfap210, whose product is annotated as cilia and flagella associated protein 210. The record is from RefSeq and is a predicted model, not a curated record. NCBI's taxonomy places the organism in Eukaryota, Metazoa, Chordata, Actinopteri, Characiformes, Acestrorhamphidae. Bases 166 to 1818 code for a protein of 550 amino acids. The transcript has 9 exons.